AUGCAGAUUAAAAUGUGACAACUGUACGGUGUUACACUUAAAUGCUCUCGGCUUUAGUUAUUAUUUUCAAUGUUCGAUAAUGGACAGCAGACACAAUCGGGGACGCGGAGGACAUUGGAAAAGAGGAGGUGGAGGUGACACCGGCAGCUCAGGUGAACUUAGGGGUCGCGGAAGAGGCGGCCACCAUCGUGGAAGGGGAAAGAGGGACCAUCGCAGAGGGCAGUAUCAUGGACCUCCUGCAGACUUUCGACGAAAUCAAGAUGAUCAUGAUGACAAAGUGAACUUUGAGGAAGAGGAGGACAAAACCAUCUUCACUAGAAGAAAGCUUGAGACGAAUUGGGACCGUUAUGAGGAAUCGGAAAAACAAGAAAUCAAUGAAGAUGUUCCUACACAGAGAGGAACAGACUACCAUGUCCUCCUCACUUCAGCUGGCGACUCUUACACACAGUUCAGAUUCUCAGAUGAGAAAGACUGGGAGAUGGACUCGCUGGCAAAAAAUCAGAUUCCAGCUCUGUUUCUAGAUCUGACAGCUCUGGCUCAGUCACUCGAAGAGCUUCCACUGCACACACGACUUAACCUGGAGGCUGAACUUGUUCAGGUGACCCCUGUUCAACUGCCAUCUGUGACCGCACCUCACAAAACAGACAUACCUGUGACUGUAGCAGGUGGACUGAAGGCUCCUCAGGUGAGCCGUGACUCGGGGCUGGCCGUGAAGUCUGGUCCAGGUUUAACCCCAACCCUCCCUUUGGUCUCAACAACAGUCGAGCCUCUCACAGAUGAUGGUGACGCGGAGCUCGACCUUCUCCUCAAUUUGACUAAGCCUGUUACACAAUUUGCUUCAUCUGAAUAUAAGACUAUAAUGGAUGAAAUCCUAAACAACCCAGUGGCAGCUGCAGUGGAAGAAAAGAAAGAAAACAUUGCUGAUGCAAAAGAGACAACGCCAGAAGUGAAGGGAGAAUCUAAAUCCACGAAACGGGAACUGACAGAGGAAGAUCUAGAGGACUGGUUGGACAGCAUCAUUUCCUGAGAACUUUGAGUGGCAUGAAGUGACACGUCUAUUACCGACACCAGUGACUGACGCCAAGUGUCUAGGAUAAAAUAAGCAGAUACGCUCAUGCUGACAUAGCUUUACCUCUGUGUAGAUGCUGCCGUAGUCCAUCAAAGAAACACAAGAGCGCUUCAGUCAUCUUUUUUUGUGUUACUUACUGUAGUGAGUGCUUGCGCAACAGUUUUCAAACCAAUUCAAGGAGACACAGCCAUCAUGGGAUUUAUUCUUUGCUGUCAGAUUAAAUGCUAUUAACGGCUGGGAUUUAUUGCAUUGGCUACUUUAUUUUCUUCCCCUGACAAAGAAAAAUGCAAAUCACCAAAGCUACUACAUACAUACAUACAUACAAAUGGCCAUACGAUAGCAGUUUAUGUAAUCAUUUUUUUGUUCUUCAAUGUAAAUUCCCUUUUCGUUUAAUAAUUGUGCUGCAUAAGUGAUGAUCAGGCAGACGUGAGUUCACAGUUACUUAACCAAACGAUAAAUAGCAAUGAUAUCACAUUCUACUCCUAGACAAACGGCAGCUAAUGCUACAAAAGUACUAAAUGAACAACUAAAAAGCUAACUAGCAAACAUACAAGCAGGACCAAAAUGUUUGCAUAGUAUCCCGUCAUA
Molecule: messenger RNA, 1657 nt
Organism: Paramisgurnus dabryanus
Lineage: Eukaryota; Metazoa; Chordata; Actinopteri; Cypriniformes; Cobitidae
Source: RefSeq, a predicted model, not a curated record